AUGGAUAGCGAUCUGAAGUACCUCCUCUCUCUCCAAGCCGUCCGAGACCAAGCGUCCAAGGUCUUCGAAUCAGCGAAGCAAGGGAACCUGAAGCACUUCGACUAUGACGAAGGCCGUAUGGGAGCGGUUGCUGAUUAUGUGUCCAAAGUCAUUGAUCGCGACUUCGGCCCUGAUAAAUACGACACCAUUCCCCCUCACGGUCGCUGGCAGCAUUUCGAGGUUGGAGACGUCGCACGAGUCGAUGCCCUCGUGAAGCGAUGGUCAAGUGAAGAUGGCAUUGACCAGACCGAGAUCACUCGACGCUUGGUCGACUUGUUCUUUGUGUCGGUUCUUCUCGAUGCUGGAGCAGGCGAUGUCUGGCGGUUUAAAGAGCCUGAGACUCGACAGGUCGUUGUUAGAAGUGAAGGUAUUGCUGUGGCGUCGCUUCACAUGUUUACAGCUGGAUCUUUCAGCUCUGACAGUUCUCUGAAGGAGAAGGUCGAUGCGAAGGGCUUGAUUGAGCUGCAAGACAGCAACUUUGAAGAGCACUUCCAGGUGUCGGCUAGGAAUCCUAUGGUAGGAGUGUCAUCGCGAGUGAAGUUGCUUCAAGCUGUUGGCUCCAACUUGUUGAAGCACCCUGCAGUUUUCGGAGAGCUUGGCCGUCCAGGAAACCUAGUUGACUACCUCACAUCAAAGGCCUCUGGUUCCAAGACUCUUGACUACGAACAGCUUUGGUUCUGCUUACAGGACCUCCUCAUUCCGUCAUGGCCCGGAAACCGCACCGUCUUCGAUGGUCAUCCCAUUGGAGACGCAUGGCCUCUUGAAGUACUGGCUGAAAUUGCAGAUAGUAAGGGCGAUAAAGACCCCAAGAGCAAAAUUCAGCCGUUCCACAAGCUCACACAAUGGCUGGCCUAUUCACUCUCCGUCAUCUUUGAGAGACAAUUGGGUUUCACCUGGAAGAACAUGCAUCUAGGCACUGGACUGCCCGAAUACCGAAACGGCGGAUUGUUUGUUGAUCUCGGGGUCCUGAAGCUGAAGCCUGACGACUUGAAAGCUGGAAAGGAAAGUUCGGGACAAGAACUUCCGCAGUUUGAAGCCUCUGACGAUGUGAUCGUUGAGUGGCGUGCUCUGACUGUUGCGCUGUUGGAUGAGCUGCACAAGAUGCUCAAGGAGAAGUAUGAACCUCGUGGAGUCAGUUUGAGUCUUCUUCAGAUGUUGGAGGCGGGAAGUUGGAAGUCUGGACGGCUUUUGGCUGCGGAGCUGCGACCUGAGACUAAGUGCAGUCCGAUUCUGGUUAUUAGUGAUGGUACGCUGUACUAGUAGCAGUCAGCUAAGGAUAGUUUGCCCGGUUGAACGACGUGUAGCUAGUAAAUAAAAAGGCUCCAGAUGCAAAGCAAUUCAACC
Fusarium odoratissimum NRRL 54006 is the source of this 1383-nucleotide messenger RNA. RefSeq lists its product as uncharacterized. The record is from RefSeq and is a predicted model, not a curated record. The coding region runs from base 1 to 1299 and encodes 432 amino acids. The transcript is spliced from 4 exons. Lineage: Eukaryota; Fungi; Ascomycota; Sordariomycetes; Hypocreales; Nectriaceae.